Bicyclus anynana (squinting bush brown) is the source of this 1212-nucleotide messenger RNA. Its product is annotated as juvenile hormone epoxide hydrolase-like. Bases 1 to 1197 code for a protein of 398 amino acids. Gene Ontology annotation, biological process: epoxide metabolic process. NCBI's taxonomy places the organism in Eukaryota, Metazoa, Arthropoda, Insecta, Lepidoptera, Nymphalidae. The record is from RefSeq and is a predicted model, not a curated record. The transcript is spliced from 6 exons. Gene Ontology annotation, molecular function: epoxide hydrolase activity.
AUGAUCGAGGAUCUCCGCGACCGUCUGCUGACUCACCGGCCGCUGACCCCGCCUCUCCAGGGCGUCGGGUUCCGCUACGGCUGCAACACCACCGUGUUACAGCCCUGGGUGGACUACUGGGCGAACGAGUACAACUUCACCCAGCGAGCGGAGUACUUCAACCAGUUCCCGCACUACAAGACCAACAUCCAGGGUCUGGAUAUACACUUCAUCCAUGUAAAGCCAGAUGAUUCCAAAUGUGCGGGUGUCUCCGACAAAAUAGUUUUGCCGCUGCUACUGCUUCACGGUCGGCCAGGUUCUGUUCGGGAAUUCUACGACGCCAUCCCUGGAUUGAGCUGUCCGUACCAAAAAUAUCCGUUUGUGUUCGAGAUCAUUGCACCGAGUUUGCCUGCGUUUGGAUUUUCCGAUGCACCAGUCAGACGUGGAAUGGCGCCACCCCAGAUUGCAGUAAUCUUCAAAAACCUGAUGGCAAGACUCGGCCACGACAAGUUCUACAUCCAGGGCGGUGACUGGGGCUCCAUCAUCGGUAGCGCCAUCUCCACACUCUACCCCGACAACGUGCUGGGUUUCCAUUCCAACUUGCUGUUGAUGCAGAACAGUUGCGCGGAGACCAAAACUUUAGCCAGAGCCAUGGUCGCCUCCACGCAGCUGACUUCAGGGGAGGCUGCCAAGAUUCCAAAUCUCACGAAUAUAAUAGAGGAGACUGGUUACAUACAUGAACAAGCCACGAAACCAGAAACUCUGGGAGCCAGUCUAUCGGACUCCGCCGUUGGGUUCCUGUGUUACAUGUUGGAGAAGUUCUCCACGGGCACGAAGCUGGAGCACCGCGACCUGCCCGACGGCGGCCUCUCCUACCGCUUCUCCAAGGACGAGCUGCUGGACAACAUGAUGGCGUACUGGAGCACCAACACCAUCACCACUUCCAUGAGAAUAUACGGCGAGUUCUUCAGCAACAAGAAUCGCGCCUUGGCCAUUGACGACUUCCCAACACCAGUGCCAGUGUGGAGCUGCCAAGCUGCCAACGAGUUCCUUGGCAUGACCAAGAGCAAGCUAAAGUACCCCCACCUUCGCGGAGUUACCUUACUCGACGAUGGAGGUCACUUCUUGGCAUUCGAGUUGCCGAAACUUUUCAUCGACAAUGUCUUCCUUGGGAUGCAGGCCAUCUUGGAUUACCGGAACACAAAAACGGAAUUGUAAUUGUUGUUUAAAAUA